Messenger RNA from Brassica oleracea var. oleracea, 874 nucleotides. RefSeq names its product E3 ubiquitin-protein ligase RHA1B. Gene Ontology annotation, biological process: protein ubiquitination. The record is from RefSeq and is a predicted model, not a curated record. Lineage: Eukaryota; Viridiplantae; Streptophyta; Magnoliopsida; Brassicales; Brassicaceae. Bases 92 to 604 code for a protein of 170 amino acids. The transcript has a single exon. Gene Ontology annotation, molecular function: ubiquitin protein ligase activity.
UAUUAAAAACGCAUCUCAUCCUUCACUCUUCCUUCCCCUUCCCCUUCUCUUCUCUUCUCUCUUUCUUCACUAAGCAACAAAGUAAGAAACAAUGAGCUUCUUCAUCCAAGACUCUGGUCUCAUCGUCACUCAACUUCUCUACCAAAUGGCUGUUUUCAUCACCCUCUUGAGAUGGAUCUUUGCUUGGGUCUUACGUUACCGAUCCAAAUCAAGAACCUCCUCUGCUCCUCCCGUUUCUUCACAGGCCAUCAAAGAGAGCCUCUCCGUGACAACGUUCCGUGACACGUUGGAGCGAUCUCCGGAACUGAUCAGCGACACGUGUGCGGUUUGUCUUGGCGAUCUUGAAGACGGAGAUGAGGUUAGAGAGCUAAGAAACUGUAGCCACGUGUUCCACCGCGAGUGUAUCGACAGGUGGCUGGACUACGAGUGCUGCGGCGGAGAUGGUAACGAGGGAGAGGAAGAUAACCACCGCACGUGUCCUCUCUGUAGGACUCCACUUCUUGCUGCUGAUACGUCGUCGUGUGGGGAUUGGCCGGUCAAGACAGAACCUAGCUGGGCCGUUGAGCGGCUUCUCUACCUCUUUGGAGACGAUCUUCUCGUUUGACCUUUUAUUUUUAUUUUUCAAUUUUUAUUUGAUUUUUAGGCGAUCAACUGAAUUUACGUUGGUCAAUUUUGUAAAUUGGGAAUUUAAUGGAUAGAAUAGGAAAUAUGAUAAUAAUAUCAAAAUUUUAAUUGACAAAAAAAAUUGAAAAUUUUAAACUUCUUUGUGGAUCAGCAAAUCUCUUACUUAGAUGACGUUUAAGUAAUUUUGUUGUAUGUGUUCAUAAAAUGUUCAUACAAAACUUAAUGGUAACACUUUCCCUUUCUUAUGUCA